Saccostrea cuccullata (small rock oyster) is the source of this 3087-nucleotide messenger RNA. RefSeq lists its product as uncharacterized. Lineage: Eukaryota; Metazoa; Mollusca; Bivalvia; Ostreida; Ostreidae. Bases 163 to 2580 code for a protein of 805 amino acids. The record is from RefSeq and is a predicted model, not a curated record. The transcript has 15 exons.
UGCUUAUUGAGAAUCGAAAAUCAUCUUAUAUCUCUGUACAGGGAUUUUUUAGUCAAUCUAAAUGUAUAACAUUGUGUGUUUAUCGUUUUAGAUCCAUAGAUUGUUGGGUAUUCCACGAAAGAUGUCAAUAUGAUAAAAUAACUAUAUAUAGUAUUCAACAAAAUGACAGAAUCAGCAAUAUCCAACUCCCAAGAAUAUCAGAGUUUCCGUAGCUCUGUACCACUGAAAACAUACAUUGUUGAUGAUGAUGAGAGCAAGGAAUGGAAGCUCUAUGAUGCCGGUCCCAAACAAGUGAAGUGCCCCCUGAUCUGUUUUCCUCCCGCCAGUGGUACUGCAGAUGUCUUCUUCAAACAGCUUCUGGCUCUGUCAGCUGUAGGAUACAGGGUUAUAUCUGUUGAGUAUCCCACCUACUGGACAAUGGGAGAAUUCUGUGAUGGCUUCAAAAAGCUGUUAGACCAUUUGCAAUUGGAUAAGGUUCAUAUAUUUGGGACAUCAUUAGGGGGAUUCCUUGCUCAGAAGUUUGCCGAGUUCACACAUCGUUCUCCUAGAGUGGUCUCCCUUAUCUUAUGCAAUGCUUUCUAUGAUACCACUAUUUUCAACCAAACUAACUCAGCCCCAACGUUUUGGAUGAUGCCAGCCCUAGUUCUGAAGAAGAUGGUGAUGGGAAACUUUGACAGAGGUUUUGUGGAUACAGAUAUUUGUGAUUCCAUUGAUUUUCUUGUAGAGAGGCUUGACGGAUACAUUAAUGAUCAAGUGUUUGAUGACUGUGCGUUGUCUCAUGCCGUGAGAGAGGAGAUGUACAAAUGUUACCCUGAUGCCAAACGAGCUCACCUGAAAUCAGGUGGAAACUUUCCAUAUCUAAGUAGAAGUGCAGAAGUUAACAUAUUUAUUCAGAUUCAUCUACAGAAGUAUGACGGAACAAGUGAAAGUGCAAAGUUUAACACAAACACAGAAAACACUGAUACAGAGACUUGGUAUGAGAGAAUUUUGGCCUUAGAUGAAGAUGAAGUUUGGAAAAUAGCAGUAUGCAAAGCUAUGAGCAGAUGUUGUCAGUCAGGAAGGUCAAGAAAAAUAGGUCCAGGACCAGAGAAUGAUGAUAUUGUGGAACUCAGACCAAAGAGGUAUCUAAGAAUCCAGCAUCUGAAUGCUAGACCAAGAGACAAUGCACUGGAACAAGAACAGCAGAGAAAUCAUAAUGUAUCGUACACAAAUUAUGGGAAAGUCAAAUCUAAUAUCAACCAGAAAAAAACCUCUAGUGACAUUACAAAAUCAGAUUCGCAGAAGGAUCAGUUUGAUGCAAUUCAUCCAAACAUGGCAAAAAGUCAGGAAGAAAAGGUGAUUGCAAGUAGACCUACAUCUUUUAAUGCACACCCUUUUUCAUCUAAUUCUGGUCCAUCAAGAACUUCAAUUUCUAGGGAUUCUGUUGGUGGUCAAACUAUUAUGUCCUCUUCAAAUGUAGAGGUUUCUUUGAACCCAAAAGGUGAUGAGGAUGCAUUUAUGUCUGAAAUAGAGGAAAAGGAUGAACUUUCUUUAGCAACCAGCCGGUCUAUGAAGAGUGCUGCAUCUGAAAUUGUGAAAAGGAAUGGUGCAGGGAGUACAAAGGGUAAUGGAAUCAAGCAAGACCCUGGAGUAGUGCUUUUCUUCAUUCAUGGAGUGGGAGGCUGCUCAGACAUAUGGAAACCUCAGAUGGACUUCUUCGCUAAAUUAGGAUAUGAAAUUGUUUGUCCAGAUAUGGUUGGACACGGACUAAGCUGUGCUCCAGAUAACAAGAAGAGCUACCAUUUCAGGGAAAUUUUACGAGACAUGGAGGCCAUGUUUGAUAUAUAUUGUAAAAGAAGUAAUAUCAUCAUAGGCCAUUCAUAUGGUUGUGCUUUUGCAACUGUUUUAGCUAGACAGAGAGCAAAACGAGUCACCAAGCUGAUUUUGGUCAGUGGAGGAGGACCUGUUCCCCUUGCCCCUCAGCCUGGGGUUUUCUCCUUGCCAAGUUGCAUUCUGGCAUGCAUCAAGCCAUGCAUAUCAUGUCUGUUUACAAGAGGUGCUUUCUAUGACAAUUCAAAAUUGUUAGUUGAAAAAACGAAAGCGUUCGACAUUCCUGCUUAUGUGUUGGAUUAUAUUAUGAAUGGACAAUGGUGGUUAGAUGGAGAUGACUUAUAUCACAGCUGUAUUAGUAUGCCUACAUUACUUAUCUGGGGCAGGCAUGACAAGUUUGUGUCACUAGAAGAAGAAGAGGCUAUGAAUAAGGUUAUUGUCAACUGUAAGCUGGAGAUUGUAGAAGAGACUGGUCACAUGGUGAUGAUGGAGGCCCCUGAACAUUUCAAUGUCAUUGUCCAUCAGUUUAUAACUGAUGAAGUUAUUAAAGUGAUAAAAGACAAUCAACAGACCAGGGAACCUAGCUAUGUUACUGGUAUUUCUAACAAUCAGCCAGAAACAGGCAGGUCCACAAGAACAACUACUCCCUGGUUUUCACCUCGACGGAAACGACUUGAUAGUGCCACAAGUAACAAGUCCAUAAGUUCUGUGAAAUCCAGUAAGUCCAGGAAAUCAAUGCCACAUGGAGUGCUGACACACAGCUUACUAUGAUUCUAAGAGUUAAGAAUUUUUUAUAAGUACCCAUAGAAUUAUAUCUUCAAAAAGAUUGUGAUAAAAUUGUGCACAAAGUCUGUCCCGCGGUACCAAGAACAUCGCUUUUUUGUAUUAUGUCAGAAAUAGAGGAAAAUGAGGAUUCAAAUAAAUCACACUUCCAAACUGUCUGCUUCGAAUGCUAGUAUAUUGCCACUGCAACAAAAUCCAAGUCUCUACAGGGAUUUUACAUGACCACAAGUUCAGAAAGAGAUAUCCUUUAUUUUUGUGAAUUUAUUUUUUUUUGCUUGCUUACCUAAGUGUCAAUAACAAAAUGAUGUAGUACAUUUUCAGAGUCAAUUUAUACAUCUUGAAUAUUUAUACGUCACAGAUACAUGUAGUAGUGCGAAAUAAAGACAAUUCUCUCUCACAUGUCUGAUAAAACUAAUCACUAAAUUUCAAUAGAAUUCUAAAACAUUUAUACCUGUUGGUUUCAAGAUAUAUGCAAAAAAAAAAAAUGUCUAAAAC